Messenger RNA from Effrenium voratum, 1548 nucleotides. Lineage: Eukaryota; Dinophyceae; Suessiales; Symbiodiniaceae. The record is from the annotation of a GenBank genome assembly.
AUGAGGAUCAAACGGCUUUGUGGGAUACUACGUUGCAGGAGUCGAACAAUAAGCACUGGAUGGAUGGCCCACUCAGUUUGCCGGAGGAGGUUCGGUGUUUGGCAGAGUUCUGGAACAAAGAUCAAGCUCAGGCCGAUUGAUGAUUAUUCUGAAAAUCGCGUCAAUGGUGCGUUUGCAUACUCCGACAAGCUGGAGCUGAAGGCACUUGACCAGAUAAUUUGGAUGGCAGCGGCAAUUACGAGAUCUUGCCGGUGUGGCACAGCAUCCUUUGUGCUAUCAACGGGUGAGAAGCUGGAGGCGCCCGUUUCAAGGACCCUUCUGGAGGACGAGCUGUGGGAUCCUGUUGCAACUGUGCUGGACCUUUCUUCUGCAUACAAGCAAUUUGCAAUACACCCUAAUGACAGGAGGUAUUCCAUCAUUUGCAUGACGAUGCCGAGUACAAAGGAGGUACGCUGCUUCGAGGGGAGGGUUUUGCCCUUCGGCGCCACUGCGAGCGUGGUACACUUCAACCGGAUCUCCAGGUUGAUUCACCGCAUUGGACUGGAGCUGCUACUUCCCUGGGGAUGCUACUUUGACGACUUCCCUUUGCUGUCGGUCCAUGGGAUUGCAGGGAAUACACAUGACUGUGCGACUAUGCUGAUGCGGCUCCUUGGGUUCAGUUUUUCACAAGAGAAGCUCAAGCCCUUUUCCAAAAAGGCUGUCGUGCUAGGGGUAGAAAUUGACCUGGAGGAUGUUCGGGACAGAGGAGUCUUAGUUCGCAACAAACCUGGCCGUCUUGAAGAAGUGGAAGGUGUUGCUGCCAAGCUCCUGGAAGGUGACCAGAUCUCGAAUGCGGACUGCAGCAAACUCUUGGGUCGUUUGCAGUAUGCUGAGGGGCAGGUCAUGGGUCGUGUUGGGAAGCUGGCCAUGGCCGAGUUGCGUGAAACGUUCAAGGGGUGCCAACGCUUGAUCGCUCUCAGCAAAUCUGCAAAGGAGUCUUUUAGAGGACUCUUGAAUAGACUGAUGAGUGGUGAUCCUCGACAGGUACCAUGUUCGCCGCCCACUAUGCCAAUUGUGGUGUACACUGAUGGUGCAAGUGAUGAGGGCAUUCAUGCUGUGGGAGGUCUCAUCUUUGCUCCAUUUUUAGACCGUCCCCGUUUCUUUUCUGUACAUGUGCCACGGAAACUGACGGACCAUUGGCUGGAGACGAUGAAGCACAUCAUUGGUCCAGUUGAGCUGUAUGCCGUUGUUGCAGCACGUUACAUUUGGAGACACAUACUUGUCAAGGCCAAAGUCAUUUGGUACAUUGACAGCUUUGUUGCAAUGGAUGCUUGCAUAAAGGGUGUGUCGUCGAACGAAAAGAUGAGGCGUUUGCUCUUGGCAUGGGAAGAAGCGGAAGCCUUGGGUCAUGUGUGGUCUUGGUUCACUCGUGUUCCUUCGAAAUCCAACCCGGCUGAUGAGCCUUCCCGAGGGUGUCUUGAUGGCCUGAUUGCAAAGCUUGGCGCAGAACGUGACACGGGUUCUUGCCCGCUUGGUGGUACUCCUUUGCAGCCACUUGACACUUUGUAA